This is a messenger RNA of Didymosphaeria variabile, 2121 nucleotides long. RefSeq lists its product as uncharacterized. Gene Ontology annotation, molecular function: DNA-binding transcription factor activity; zinc ion binding; DNA binding. Gene Ontology annotation, biological process: positive regulation of transcription by RNA polymerase II; DNA-templated transcription. The transcript has 2 exons. The record is from RefSeq and is a predicted model, not a curated record. Lineage: Eukaryota; Fungi; Ascomycota; Dothideomycetes; Pleosporales; Didymosphaeriaceae. The coding region runs from base 1 to 2121 and encodes 706 amino acids.
AUGUCAAAAGAGGCAUUCAGCCAGGUCAGCCAAUACAUCGUCUACUUGCGCCGUAACAAUACUCAUAAUUAUGCAGGAUAUAUCCGGACCCUGGAGCUGGCCUUGACAUGGCUGUUUCAAAACACAGAUUGUGAAGCUGUGCUCAACAAGAAGCUUGCACAAGAAGGAACCUCUUCGGUGCUCUUCGGUCGCGAUACCAAAGAGUCAAACAGAUUACACAAGAGCUGGAGGAGAAGCAGAUUUUGCAAAGACGUGGACAAAUUAUUGUCAGGCGAACAAUUAGGGCCCAGCGAUGACCCAUCUCCACGAAGUGAUGACGAGGACAGCGAACCCGAAGCCGAGCAGCCUGGCCUACAAGACCAGAUUUCCGUCCUGCCCCAGGAGGACGAGGUCUCACCCAGCGCACACUUCGCCUCUCCUCGUGUACCUCUUUCUAUCCAACAAGGAACAUUGAUCCCAUCUAAAGCUACUGAGCUUCCAGCUUCAAUCCGCCAGCAACCGGUAGCAGCAACGCCUUUGCCAGGUAGCACGUGGCGGUUGUUGGAAAUCUACUUCGCUUAUACACAAUCUUGGCUUCCGAUUUGUGAGAAACACGACCUGUUAAGAGUUUCAUACUCUUACCCGGAAGCCGGCCUUGUACUCUCCGGGAGCGAUCUUCCCAAUCACGGAGACCAUGCAGAGCUUUGGAGUGUCUUGGCUGUAGCAGCCCAUCAAGAAAGGAUGCUAACUCAGGAGCAAGAACGGGACAUACUGCAAGACCCCGCGCGGUUGUAUAGCGUGGCACGAAGCUUAAUCCCUACCGAGUCUGAUUCCUUCGCCGUCGGCCACGUUAGAGCCCUCCUGAACCUAGCAGUGGUCAACCUAGCAUCGGGGAACACGGAAGUGGCAUGGCUGCUGGUCGGUUCUGCGUCAAGGAUCGUCAUCAUGAUCGAAAGGUCUUCACAAAUCAUCCCAACUAGAUGGAAGCACCUUCUUGCCGGUUGCUUCAUGCUAGACAGCUUCCUGUCUAUACACUUGCAACGGCGUCCAUACCUUCUCAGAUCCGACGUUAUCAGAUCUGGGUCUGUAGAAGAGGACGGGCUCGAAGAAUGGCAGCCGUGGAACGCCCCGCUUAAUAGCUCCUCUAGCAUAUUCUCGAGAACGCCUGCCCUGAGUCUCAGUAGCUUUAACAAACUCACAGAAAUCGUCGAGAUACUUAACAUGUGCAACCUUGAUGGGGCUACAAAUCCACCGUCAACUCCCCAGCAAAUACUACACCAGCUUGAAUCCUGGAAGGCUUCACUGUCAACGAAAUUCAACUACAUUAGCGACGAGUUGAAAGCCACACCUCUCAAUCCUCCAGCGAUACUGCUCCAGCUUACCUACCUUUCUUGCGUAUCGUCGCUUCUCACGUCUCCCUCACAUAUGCAACGCAUGACGGAAUUACUCACACAAUAUCUGGCUCAGCUUGGAAUCGCCGCUAUGCCGCCAAUUGUGCUCUGUCUCUUGGCGCACGUACAGGCAAAUCGCAUGUUCGGUACACUGGAUCCAAGGCUACAGUCUUCUAUUCGUAACUAUGAAGCCGACGUCGUCCGAGCAUGGGCAGCUACUCGCGGUCGAAGAUCAGCGCCUACACCUGUUGUGCCUGCGCAGACCAGAGCAAGCGGAGCUGCUUACCAGAUACCCACCCCGGAAUCAAUUCAGGUGCCUUUCAACCCAUCUUACACGCCGCUCGAGAAUCCUCCCCGUGUCGACCGUCCAAGAGCAAGCGCGUCUCUCCUAGAUGAUCUACUUCCGGACAUGAACCCUGCUAUCUCAGCAGCCCACCGUCCGCCUACCAAGCAAGGAUUCAGGAUGCCAUCAGCAGAGGAAGAUCCUCGCCGGCCCUUAUUACGCCAUCGUAAUUCGGCAGCAUCUAGAGAUCUCGAAACAUUCUUCGAUGAGCUGGCAUCGUUGGACGGUGCAGAAAUGGUGGACAACCAACCCCAGUUCAUGCAAAAUCUAGGCUUCGCGCCAGAUGCAAAUAUGGCCGAUUUCCUCGCAUUAGAACUUGGACAAUACAUACCAGCAAACUCAAGCACGUUUAUGCCGCAAAAUAAUGAUCCGACACAUCUUGAUCCAGCUUUCUUCGAUGGAACUUGA